GUGUUCCAUGCAAAACAAACCAAAUAUGAACAACUCGAACAUAUUCCUGAUCCUGAUGUUUUGACCUCGAUUGACGUCAACCAUGGAUCUCAGGUCUGACUUGCUAGAGAAGUUGCCCUCGUCGACCAAUCUUCUUCACCUUGAAGUGGAAAAUUGGUUGGUAUUCCAAAGAAACACAUUCGAUCACUUCGACGAGGCUGGCGAUCCUUUUGUCUGUCAGAUCUUCUUGAUUCAAAUCUCCACCGGGCGUUACAUUCAUCGAUCUCAAGGCCACCAAGUGGACCAUGGAACCACCCUUGAUGCGAACAUUCUAGCCUCGAAAUUGACUCAAGUGUUCCUAGGAUCCAAGGCGUGCCAGGGUUUUCCUUUUCAGGGUGAGCAACGAGAUUCAAGUCAUUGGGCGAUAUCAGACUAUCCUUAUAGAAGACACAUUUCGAUGGAAUGUCAGUUUUUCCUCCAGACUCAACAAAUCAAGCCUGAACUUGGUCAAGAAAAAACCGAUUCUGGGACACGAUGCGGACCUUGUCGAAAGACUUGGUAUGCGAUUGAAUCCACCGCAUCGAUUUUGAGAGAAACGAACUUGAUCUUAUCUAAAGGAGGUGAGUUGAAAUCCGACGAUGAGACGUCCGACGAUGGAGACAUGAAUGUUGAUAAUGAAGGGGGGGAAAACGAUGAAGAGGAUCUUUGGAGCACUUCCGAUGUGGUAGCCGAUUAUGAUCCAAUCCCAAGGGACUCGCCCGAAUAUUCCCAUGUAACCAAGCAAGUCCGGAAACCGUUAAUCAAGGGUAGAGAAUAUGUUUGCAUUUGUUGCUCCAUACCUUUUCCUACCUUAUAUGACCUAGCCAGGCAUCGAAUUCAAAAGCGGCGUCAAGAUCGAUUUCAACCUCUAAUUAAAGAAAUCCAGAAUGUUCCCGAUGUUCCCAAAGGAUCUGAAAGCACAAUUGACGAACCAAAUCCGCCUAAAACACUCCCUAAAGUGCACAAAUGUUCAUGUUGCUCUUUAGAGUUUGCUUCAUUGAAAGCAUUGGGUCAGCACAAAAGGAAACGGGAGCGAGAUGAACGGACCCGUCGUCAAGUGGGAUGUUCUGAAUGUGACGCUCCGAAUAUCAUCACUUUCAAACAACUCAUCAAGCACGUUGCCACCAGCCAUUCAGCUCUGCUUGAUAAGUAUCAGGCGUAUUUACCCAAGGACCCGAACUUGACGACCAUGAAGGAGCCUAAAAUAUGUACAACCUGCGAUAUGGUCAGUAAUGGUCGAAUCUUACAUAUUCGACACCAGGAGAGCUAUCAUGUGCUGGGCGAUUACUCGUGUAGUUCAUGCCAAGAGCCUUGCUUAACAUUUUACGACCUGAUGAUCCACAACUACCAGAAACACGGGCAGGUCACGGAACUGAUUCCUCUGAAUUACUUUGGCUUGGAGUCCAGUGUUGAUAGAACUGGAAAGAUUGCUUACAAAAUGGCCGUCAUGUCUUGCCGUAUCUGUUUGAAGGCCUACAAAGGCAAACAUGGCAAUUCUGCUCAUCUCAGGAGAACCCAUUCUUGGGGUCGGCUGAAUUGUAAACCUUGUGGAGAAUCCUGUCACUAUGCCAAAGACAUUUCCGCUCACAUGUUGGUGUUCCACAAGGACAAGCCCGAGGUUCAAUGUCCCAAUUGUGAUGAGAAGUUUGCUUUAAAAGACGAUCCGAAGAGGUUUGAGGACCAUUUUCCGAAGUGCAAAACCAAUCUUAAAGACAAAGGCCCGUUUCAAUGUCAGUAUUGUGGCAAAGAAUAUGCCUUCAAGCUCACUUUGAAUGGCCAUAUCAAGAUGCAUCAAGGUAUCAUCAAGUUCAAAUGCCAAUAUUGCGAAUUCGGUACCAACUUCAAGCAUGUUUUAGUGACGCAUGAGAAGAUGCAUCAACGAAAAAUGGGUUUGUUGACGGAGGAGCCCGAACCAGAUCACAUGCGUCAGUGUAAAAUUUGCGGAAAGCAACUUUCCAGUAAGAAGCAAGUUUUUCAACACGUUCGCAAUGUGCACGAAGGACGAAAGAGAGUUUUUCAAUGCAAGAGAUGUGGCGAAUUCUUCAAAUACUCGAUGGCUCUUUAUAAGCAUAAAAUCGAAGCUCACGGCCACGUUCCCAAACCCCCAAAAUAUUGAAACUUCAAUGGGUCACCGGUCGGUUUAGCUUUGGAAGUUGAUAGAUACUAUCUUUGGUGUUUUUUUGUUAUGGAUUUAGUUGUCUGCAUAGUAAAAAAUUACAACCACUU
Molecule: messenger RNA, 2244 nt
Organism: Tigriopus californicus
Lineage: Eukaryota; Metazoa; Arthropoda; Copepoda; Harpacticoida; Harpacticidae
Product: zinc finger protein 60-like
Exons: 1
Coding region: 83-2134 (683 amino acids)
Biological process (GO): regulation of transcription by RNA polymerase II
Cellular component (GO): nucleus
Molecular function (GO): DNA-binding transcription factor activity, RNA polymerase II-specific; RNA polymerase II transcription regulatory region sequence-specific DNA binding
Source: RefSeq, a predicted model, not a curated record